AUGGCUAGUUUGGUUGAAAAUUAAACAAAUAAGCCUUAGCAAAAAGCUAAGAAGAGCUCUUAGAAAGAAAUUUAGGAGUUAGGUAUGUUUAAAAGUGAAGAUGAUAUGAUAAAUUUCUUUGAAGAUGAAAGAUAUAGAAAGUAUCACUAUUUAACCUACAAAGAAUACCUCGAAAUUUAUGGAAAGACCAUUGAUACUAACUUUUUACCAAAAAUUAACAAAAAAUUGAUUUACGGGCACUUCGAAUAUUUCAAUUACUGUUAUGACUAAACAUGGAAGUAUAAGUGGUAUCCUAUUUUCGGUAUGUUUGCACUUAAUUUAGUCAGAUUUAAGUCACCUAGUGUCAUCGGAACUCUUGCCUAUUUAUACACUUUUGACUAUUUCUUUGAGAAUUUUUUCCUACACAGAAAUAAUUAGAUUAGGUUUAUUGAUGUCAGAAACUCUUUUAGUUACCAUUUGAAUAAAAAGAAAUAUAUUAACCUUCGAUAGAAAUAUUUGGAAAAGUAUGUUUAAAUUGUUAAUAGAAACAUACAAUAAGGAGAAUACAAACAAUUCAAAGUUAGCAAAAUUACUGAUAAAAUUAUUAUUGGAAAAGACAAAUCUCGUAAAUUAGAUGAGGAUCUUGAAAUUUAGCAAGAAUAUGAGUCAUAUAACACCAUAACAAAUGAGGAUUUAAAGAAAAAAGAGGAAGAAAAGCUCCUUCAGAUUAUUUAAAAAAAUAAAUUCUAUCAAUUCUGCUUGAAAGUAUAAAACUAUGCUAACUUGUUUAUAUAAAAUGCAAAAGGAGGAAUUAAUUUUAAUUAAGCUCUUGAUGAUUUCUUCAAAGUUGGUAUUUACAACUUGGCAAACAAAUUCAGCAAAAAUUUUGCAUAAUUUUAGAAGGAAUUCGGUUAAUAUAAACAAGACAUAGGUACAUUCCCAACUAGAGGUGAUUACUUCUAAAUGCUUUAUUAUAAGGAACUUAACCAAAAUAAAGUGUACAAUUUAAAGGAUCAACUAAGAGAAAGAAUCAAUUAGUCUAUUGAUCUUUACAAUUAUGUCUUUAAAAACAAGCUUACAAAAUCAUUCGUUAAUAUUAAUUGGAUUCAUCCUGAACAUAUUGACGUUAAUCCCACCUAUAAAAUUAAUAGUUACUUGAUGGACUUUAUAACAUUCACAGUAAUUUGUUGUGUCCCUUUUAAAAUAUUUAAUUUUAGAUAGAAAACUAACCAAAUAAUGCUGUUGCUGAGAUAAUAAAAAGCAAAGUUUAAUAAUUAAUGA
This is a messenger RNA of Tetrahymena thermophila SB210, 1260 nucleotides long. RefSeq lists its product as hypothetical. The record is from RefSeq and is a predicted model, not a curated record. NCBI's taxonomy places the organism in Eukaryota, Ciliophora, Oligohymenophorea, Hymenostomatida, Tetrahymenidae. The transcript is spliced from 6 exons.